Messenger RNA from Helianthus annuus (common sunflower), 1686 nucleotides. RefSeq lists its product as uncharacterized. NCBI's taxonomy places the organism in Eukaryota, Viridiplantae, Streptophyta, Magnoliopsida, Asterales, Asteraceae. The record is from RefSeq and is a predicted model, not a curated record. The transcript has a single exon. Bases 1 to 1686 code for a protein of 561 amino acids.
AUGGCUGAAAAUUCAAAAUUCAUCAAAGAGAUUGCCACAGCCGCUAUAGACAAAACAAAACUGCCACACAACGUGGGCAAAUACAACGGCUUGACAGACCCGGAUGAUCACCUCCAAGUUUUUAAUGGUGCAGGAGCAACAGGUGGAUGGAAUUUACCAACUUGGUGUAAUCUCUUCGCUCAAACGUUCGUCGGCGCAGCGCGCGUUUGGUUUGACAGCCUACCAGCAGGAAGGAUCAAAUCAUGGAUCGACUUUCGAGACAAGUUCCUCGCGCACUUUUCCCAGCAGCACAGGCACGCCAGAGAUCCGGCUGAUUAUUUGAACAUAUGGCGAAAGGACCACGAAAGCGUGGAAGACUUCAUUACCAGAUACAACAAAGAAUGUCUGGAAAUUGGAGAUGUAGGUGAGAAGAUGAUGCGCGCGCAUUUUAUGAGGGCAAUAAAAUGUGAUGAUCUAAUCAAGCGACUAAAAGGAAGGGACGGAGGACCCAAAGACUGGGAAACCUUCAUAGAGGCAGCAAAAACCAUUGCGCAAACUGACAAACAGUUGACCGGUGAUGACAACCGUCAGCGCGGAUACAACCAUAACGAUCGGCAUAACAAGAAGGGCAGAGGCCAAUCAUGGAAAACAUCUAGUCCUAGGGAAAGAAGCCCAAUAAAGGAAGACGCGCGCCAUACAAUCAAUCAGAUCGCCCAUCUGAAAGAAGUCAAAAGAGAAAACCGAGAAAAACAGUGGACACCCCUAACAAAAACCCCUUCAGAGGUCUUGUCAACUGAGAACCACCAGUUCAAGCCACCACUACAAAUGCGAAACAAAAGGGGUCAAGACCCAAAUCUUUUCUGUGAAUUCCAUAAAGACACAGGCCACUUAACCGACGACUGCUUCAGCCUAAAGCAGGAAAUAGAAAGGGCCUUAAGAGAUGGAAAGCUCACUCAUCUGGUAAAAGGUGGGAAGCGCGACUACCGCCAGAUUCCAAGAAGAGAGGAAGGGCCAGACAACAAGAAACUCCGGAAAUUAGAAACCCACAUGGUUCAAGGGGGUCCACGAAGGCCGAGAAAAAAUUAUAACAAGCGCACACAAGACGACUCAUGGCGCGAAAGACAAGUUGUCUUCCCUAUUGUAAGAGGAGGCCCAAGAGAAAGAAGACCCAUAGCCAUAUCUGGGGUAAUCGGUCACUACCAAACCGACUACAUUUUCAUCGAUCCAGGGGGCACUGCAGACAUCAUAUACGAACAAUGUUUUAAUCAAUUCCACCAAGAAGACAAGGCGCGCCUGGAACCAGUUGACUACCCAUUAACUGGUUUCUGCAACGAAGCCGUCUUUCCUCUCGGACAAAUAUCAUUCCCGGUGCUACUCUCAGAUGGAAGAAAUUCAAGAACAGAGGAAGUCACGUUCAUGGUACUGCCAGCACAUUCAAGACACGAUAUCCUGCUGGGAAGAGAAUCCCAAGGAGAUUUUAGUAUGAUUUGCUCCGAACCACAUUCAGCUGUUGGGUUCCCAACAGAAACAGGGAUAGCAAUAAUAUAUGCGAGUAAAGAAGUCCUAGCAACGGAUGAAAUCCGACCAGCAAAGGCAAGCAAACCAGCACCGCGCGCAGAAGCAGAAAAAUGGGUGUUAAACAGCGCUACCCAGAACAACCAGUUACCUUGGGCCCUGCAAUAUCUGAUCUCACGCGCACAGCGCUAA